Suillus paluster is the source of this 1341-nucleotide messenger RNA. RefSeq lists its product as uncharacterized. The record is from RefSeq and is a predicted model, not a curated record. The transcript is spliced from 7 exons. The coding region runs from base 1 to 1341 and encodes 446 amino acids. NCBI's taxonomy places the organism in Eukaryota, Fungi, Basidiomycota, Agaricomycetes, Boletales, Suillaceae.
AUGGCUACUACUAACCCUGUAUUUCCUUAUACUGAUCGUCUUGGCUAUACCAUAGACGUGACCCAAACAACCUCGAUCCCCGUUAACGCAAUUGAUAUACUUGUGAAGAGAGGAGAUCGCAUGAUCAACAUUGACUUCGACACACUGCAACAAAAUGUCGAAUUUGACGGUAGGAAGUACGACGUUCCGAUCAUGGUCUCCAUCACUCCAGACGUCCGAACUGUUGAAAGCGACCUUCGUCAUUACCCAAACGGCAACGACGCCGAUGCUGCGUUUAGCAAUGACGCCAGUCUGCGCAGCCGCUACUUCGCACUUACCGGAACUACGUCUGUGGCAGCAGCCUCUCAAAAAUUGUUUCUUAUCAACCAACAAUACAUGUUCUUCAGUUUCACAAAGAUAAAGUAUAUCGUGAAUCUCCAGGAAUACUCUAGUAAGAUCAAUACAGUGGUGCUCCUCAAGAGAGUAAGAGGUCUACCGAUACCCUUUGACGGGCAAGAUUCCAGUGCUGUGGCAAAGUACAAAGACUUCUUCGCAUUAAACGGAUCCCACGUCAUCGUAUCGGCCAGUUAUGGUGCCCGGUAUCUGUUAACGGUGUGGUGUUCAAACACAGAUCCAGCAGUCAACACGAUGUUUACCGCAGACGUCAAAGCUGCCGUCGGCGGCAUUCCAAGCGGCGGGAUCAUAGAUCCCACAGUGAUGGAGGAGGCCCAGUACAAGACUUUUUUAAGAACCUGGCAGUACAACGUCUUGGCCUUGGGCGGUGACAGAAGCAUCGCCAAUAAGCUCACGAGCAACCCCGCAUCCUAUAAGGAAUAUGAGGAGUGGGUGGCUACAACCGGGAAACACCCCAGCUCCUUGCUGAGCCUCAACGUCGAGGAGCUCUGGAAUUUGAUGAAGUUGACGGGCGAUCCCGUGCUCGCGAUCUAUGCGGACCAGCUUUCAGCCGCGUUUAAUCACAUCAUUACGCACCCUAAGGUUUUCAAGACGGCUAUCUCACUUGAAAUCGACACUGAUUGGGGCCGGUUUGACUUGCUGACCCCAAGUGCCCGCCUUUUGCCAGACAGCGAUAGACCUUUUUCCGCCGAAAAGACGAAGCAUUCUGACACAUACGUUAAUUGGCACAAUGGCUCGUGUGGUUACGCGGUACUCUACUUCUUUGUUAUCAACGAUGGGUCCCCGAUCGAUUUCUCCACCUCUCAUGGAGGUGAUCCGGCUCACUAUGCGAAAGUCGUCAUGGAGGGCAAACACUAUGACAACACUAUCAUAACUGACGACAGGAAUACCGCUUGGUUCUACGGAGCCAAGGUGAAGGAUACCCCGGAACCGACGAGUGCACAAUGA